GCGCGGGGCGGCGGGCACCAUGAGCUGGAUCCCGUUCAAGAUCGGGCAGCCCAAGAAACAGAUUGUACCCAAGACAGUGGAGAGAGACUUUGAGAGGGAAUAUGGGAAGCUGCAGCAAUUGGAAGAGCAGACCAAAAAACUUCAGAAGGAUAUGAAGAAAAGCACGGACGCAGAUUUGGCCAUGUCCAAAUCAGCAGUGAAGAUCUCUUCAGACCUGCUGUCCAACCCGCUGUGCGAGCAGGACGCUGCCUUCCUGGAGAUGGUCACCGCCUUCGACACCGCCAUGAGGAGGAUGGACUCCUUCAACCAGGAGAAGGUCAAUCAGAUCCAGAAGACGGUGAUUGAGCCCUUGAAAAACGUUCUGCUGGCACUGGAAGGAGGGUUUGUGUGCCUGCAGCUCCGUGGGUCCGUUCCAAGGAGGGGUGUCAGUGGGCUGGGGGUGGAACCGUGGGAUCACAGCAUGGCUUGGAACGGACCUGAAGGACCAUCGGGCUCCGGCCACCAACACGAGGGGAUCCAAGAGGAGGUGACAACGUUAAGGCCUUUCCUGCAGCUCUGUGGGUUCAGCCCUGGGCAGUGGGUGAGGAGUGAUGCUGCAUGGAGAGCCGUGUUGGUGGGCAGGGACGCAUCGCACCUGCAGCGCUCUGCCCCGCUGCGCUCGGAGCAGAAGCAGCCACAGCUGCACCCUGCAGCAUCCUCUGCUGCAGAGCAGAGCAGAGCAGCUUUCGCAGCCCCUCGCUCUCCCGUUUCCCCGCUGUCUGGAGCCGUUUCCAGCUGUUCUGUGGUGGAGGAGAGGCAGCGAAAUAUGGGGUUGUGGGGCACAAACAUGGGGUUGGGGGGCACAGAUCUGGGGUUGGGGGCACAAACACGGGGUUGUGGGGCAGUUGCUGUCCAUGUCCCGCAGUGCCCGCAGCCAGGGGUCCCAUUGCUGUGCUGUGGGGUCACGGAUUCCAUUCCCAGCCCCCCAUUCCCCCCCCAGGCCCGGGAGGAGCUGCGCCCGGUGAAGGAGGACUUUGAAGCCAAAAACAAGCAGCUGCUGGAGGAGAUGCCCAAAUUCUACAGCAGCCGCAUCGAUUACUUCAAACCCAGCUUCGAGGCGCUGCUCCGGGCACAGGUUGUGUUCUACUCAGAGAUGAGGACCAUUUUUGGGGACCUGACGGCGCAGAUCGGCCGCCCGGCGCUGAGCGAUGAGCAGCGGGAGCGCGAGAAUGAGGGCAGGCUGGGGGAGCUGCGGGCGCUCAGCAUCGUGGCUGACGACUGAGAGCUCGGGGGGGUCAGCACUGCGCCCCCAGACCCACAGUGCGCCCCCAGACCCACACUGCGCCCCCACUGAUGGGGGGUGGAUGUGGGGCUGCAGCUUUGCCCUCCUGCAGAGGUUCCUCUUGGGGGGAGGAGAGGUGGGGGGCAAAGCGGGGUUCCCCCACUGUGGGUCGUGAGCCCCCCCCGCCAUAAGCAGUGCCCCCAUAUCUGUCCCUAUGUGCCCCCCCUCCCGCUAUGGACAGUGGCCCUAUAUCUGCCCCCCAAAGUGCCUCCCCCCGUGCUCAGUGCCUCUAC
Molecule: messenger RNA, 1554 nt
Organism: Phasianus colchicus (ring-necked pheasant)
Lineage: Eukaryota; Metazoa; Chordata; Aves; Galliformes; Phasianidae
Source: RefSeq, a predicted model, not a curated record